This is a messenger RNA of Arabidopsis arenosa, 1713 nucleotides long. Lineage: Eukaryota; Viridiplantae; Streptophyta; Magnoliopsida; Brassicales; Brassicaceae. The record is from the annotation of a GenBank genome assembly.
UGGCUAAGAAUCUAGCUAUCAUCAAGGCAAGUCUCUCCAGAUCGAGAGUGGUGCGGGCGAGUUUUCAAUGGCCGGAGUUAGGUUAUCGCUUCUCAAGUCACUUCAAAGAUCAAUAAACUCGUCUUCUAAACCUCAUUCCGCUGCUAAAUCGUUAUCUGGUUUGCAGAAGAAAGAGCCUUACGCUUCUUUCAAUCUCCUAAACUCUCAUGCCAGGUCCUUUACUUGCGGAAGAAACUCUCUUGAUGGACCAAAAGCUUCUACUUCCAUGGUCUCUUUUUCAUCGAAUUUACGCCUGCAUAAUGCUAAGCCUUUCAAUUACUCGAUCCCUUUCUUAGGCCAUCCCUCUUGCGCACGAGCUUUCAGCUCCAAAUCUGAUGGUAUUGUAGCCCCUGGUGGUGAUGGGAAUGGGAAUGACAUUGAUUGGGUUGAGAAAGCCAAAGAUGUGUUGCAGACUAGUGUCGAUGCGGUUUCUGAGACUGCAAGGAAGACUAAAGAAGCCUCUGAUGAGAUGAUCCCUCAUGUUCAGCAAUUCCUAGACUCCAACCCUUAUCUUAAAGAAGUCAUAGUUCCUGUUAGUCUCACCAUGACUGGUACUUUAUUUGCUUGGGUUGUGAUGCCUAGGAUUCUCAGGAGGUUUCACACUUAUGCUAUGCAAAGUUCCGCUAAGCUGCUUCCCGUUGGCUUCUCUAACGAAGAUGUUCCAUAUGAGAAAAGCUUUUGGGGAGCUUUAGAGGAUCCUGCUCGUUACUUAGUGACAUUCAUAGCUUUUGCACAAAUUGCCGCAAUGGUGGCGCCAACAACUAUAGCAGCUCAAUACUUUUCCCCGACAGUGAAGGGAGCGGUUAUUCUCUCACUUGUGUGGUUCCUUUAUCGGUGGAAGACCAAUGUGAUUACCCGAAUGUUGUCUGCUAAGAGUUUUGGUGGGCUAGAUAGGGAGAAGAUAUUGACUUUAGACAAAGUAUCAUCAGUUGGUCUUUUCGCAAUUGGUUUGAUGGCUUCAGCUGAAGCAUGUGGUGUAGCUGUUCAAUCUAUUUUGACAGUUGGUGGAGUUGGAGGGGUAGCCACCGCAUUUGCUGCCAGAGAUAUCCUUGGUAAUGUGCUGAGUGGUCUGUCAAUGCAAUUCUUGCGGCCGUUCUCUAUGGGUGAUACUAUCAAAGCUGGAUCCGUAGAAGGUCAAGUUGUUGAAAUUGGACUUACGACAACAUCUUUGCUGAAUGCAGAAAAAUUUCCGGUUUUGGUACCCAAUUCACUGUUUUCGAGUCAGGUGAUUGUGAAUAAGUCACGCGCUCAGUGGCGAGCUAUAGCAUCCAAGAUCCCACUGCAGAUCGAUGACUUGGAUAAGAUUCCUCAAAUAUCAAAUGAAAUCAAGGAAAUGUUGAGGUCAAACACAAAAGUUUUCUUAGGCAAAGAAGCUCCACACUGUUACUUAUCGCGAGUGGAAAAAUCUUUCGCUGAACUUACCAUUGGGUGCAAUCUGAAACACAUGGGAAAAGAGGAGCUAUACAAUACACAACAAGAGGUCCUUCUUGAGGUGGUUAAGAUCAUAAAGAAGCACGGUGUGUCGCUGGGUACCACCUGGGACAAUUCUACAUUGUGAGUGAUCAUUUGGUAGAGACAAGGAAUACUGAUCCGGAAGCUAAUUAGCAAGCUGGAUCCAGAAAUCUGUGUUUUUGGGAAAUUACAGAAAAUCGUGAUGACUUCUCAGAUUUCAAG